AUGACCCAGCUCGAGACACUGCCAGUGCUGGACCUCUCCUUGCUCGACCAAGGAGAGGCCGCCGCUGCCGCCUUUCGCGACCAACUGCGCGCGGCAACCCACGAAAUCGGCUUCUUCUACCUCGUCGGCACGGGAAUCAGCCCUGAGCUCGAACAGCGCAUGCACACCGUCGCGCGCCAGUUCUUCGAGCUGCCAGAACAGGACAAGCUCGCAAUUGAGAACAUCAACUCGCCGCACUUCCGCGGGUACACGCGUCUCGGCGGCGAGAGGACACAGGGCAAGGUCGACUGGCGAGAGCAGAUCGAUAUCUGCCCCGAGGGUCCCGCGGUGCCCAAGGACGACUUGCCCGACUUGCCCGACUAUGUGCGCCUCAAGGGCCCCAACCAGUGGCCGCCCGCUCUGCCCGAGCUGCGCGAGGUGGCUACAGAAUGGCAGGCGACGCUCGCCAAGGUCGGCCGCAAGUUGUUGCGCGCGUGGGCCGCCGCGCUCGGCGAGGACGAGAGCUUCUUUGACAAGAACUUUGGCGACCCGUUCACAUUGCUCAAGAUCGUCCGGUAUCCCGGUACCGACGCGACGGACCAAGGUGUCGGCGCACACAAGGACGCCGGUGUGCUGACGCUACUGUGGGUCGAGCCUGAUGUGGCUGGCUUGCAAGUACAGCUGUCGGACGGUCACUGGGUAGACGCGCCACCUGUCUCGGGCGCAUUCGUGGUCAACAUUGGCGAGCUGCUCGAGUACGCAACCCAGGGAUACCUCAAGGCCACGACACACCGCGUCAUCGCGCCCAAGGCGGCCAAAUCGCGCAUCUCCAUCCCGUACUUCUUCAACCCGGCGCUGGACGCCAUCUUGCCCCUGCUCAAGCUGCCACCAGACCUUGCGGCGGAAGCGCGUGGCGUCACGCGCGAUCCAAAGAACACGAUCCACUCGCUGUAUGGCAACAAUGCGUUGAAAUCGCGGUUGAGGGCACACCCGGACGUGGCGGCGAUCCACCAUGCCGACUUGGUGGCCAAGAGGGCUGCUGCGGCGUCGUGA
This is a messenger RNA of Apiotrichum porosum, 1032 nucleotides long. RefSeq lists its product as uncharacterized. NCBI's taxonomy places the organism in Eukaryota, Fungi, Basidiomycota, Tremellomycetes, Trichosporonales, Trichosporonaceae. Gene Ontology annotation, molecular function: dioxygenase activity. The record is from RefSeq and is a predicted model, not a curated record. The transcript has a single exon. Bases 1 to 1032 code for a protein of 343 amino acids.